Capsella rubella is the source of this 1954-nucleotide messenger RNA. RefSeq names its product probable LRR receptor-like serine/threonine-protein kinase At5g45780. Gene Ontology annotation, biological process: protein phosphorylation. The transcript is spliced from 11 exons. The record is from RefSeq and is a predicted model, not a curated record. Gene Ontology annotation, molecular function: protein kinase activity; protein binding; ATP binding. Lineage: Eukaryota; Viridiplantae; Streptophyta; Magnoliopsida; Brassicales; Brassicaceae. The coding region runs from base 83 to 1924 and encodes 613 amino acids.
CCUAGACGAAAGGGCAAACAAAAUAAUUGCGGGGAAUAAGAUAACAUUGAAGUCUUGGGAUUUCUUUACUUUCUCUCUUUAGAUGGAGAUUUUGAUAAAGUUUCUGUUUUUAGCAAUCUGGUUUUGUUACUCUGUUCUUGACUCUGUUUCUGCUAUGGAUAGUCUUUUAUCUCCAAAGGGUGUUAACUAUGAAGUGGCUGCUUUAAUGUCAGUGAAGAAUAAGAUGAAAGAUGAGAAAGAGGUCUUGUCUGGUUGGGAUAUAAACUCUGUUGAUCCUUGUACUUGGAACAUGGUUGGUUGCAGCUCCUCUGAAGGUUUUGUGGUUUCUCUAGAGAUGGCUAGUAAAGGGUUAUCAGGGAUAAUAUCAACUAGUAUUGGGGAAUUAACUCAUCUUCAUACAUUGUUACUGCAGAAUAAUCAGUUAACAGGUCCAAUUCCAUCUCAGUUAGGCCAACUUUCUGAGCUUGAGACACUUGAUCUAUCUGGAAACCAGUUUAGUGGAGAGAUCCCAGCUACGUUAGGGUUCUUAACUCACUUAAACUACUUGCGGCUUAGUAGGAAUCUUUUAUCCGGGCAAGUCCCUCACCUUGUCGCUGGCCUCUCAGGUCUUUCUUUCUUGGAUCUAUCGUUCAAUAAUCUUAGUGGACCAACUCCAAAUAUAUUAGCAAAAGAUUACAGGAUUGUAGGAAAUGCAUUCCUUUGUGGUCCAGCUUCCCAAGAGCUUUGCUCAGAUUCUACACCUGUGAGGAAUGCGACCGGUUUGCCGACAAAGGAUAUUAGAAAACAUCACAGCUUAGUGCUCUCAUUUGCAUUUGGCAUUGUUGUUGCCUUUAUCGUCUCUCUAAUGUUACUCUUCUUUUGGGUGCUUUGGCAUCGAUCACGUCUCUCAAGAUCAUACGUGCAGCAAGACUACGAAUUUGAAAUUGGGCAUCUGAAAAGGUUCAGUUUCCGCGAGAUACAAACUGCGACAAGCAAUUUUAGUCCAAAGAACAUUUUGGGACAAGGAGGAUUCGGGAUGGUUUAUAAAGGAUAUCUCCCAAAUGGAACUAUGGUGGCGGUUAAAAGAUUGAAAGAUCCUAAUUAUACAGGAGAAGUUCAGUUUCAAACUGAAGUAGAGAUGAUUGGCUUGGCUGUUCACCGUAACCUUUUACGACUCUUUGGAUUCUGUAUGACCCCGGAAGAGAGAAUGCUGGUGUAUCCGUACAUGCCAAAUGGAAGUGUAGCUGAUCGCCUGAGAGACAAUUAUGUAGAAAAACCAUCUCUGGAUUGGAAUCGGAGGAUAAGCAUUGCGCUUGGCGCAGCUCGAGGUCUUGUUUACUUGCAUGAGCAAUGCAAUCCAAAGAUUAUUCACAGAGACGUCAAAGCUGCAAACAUUCUACUUGAUGAGAGCUUUGAAGCAAUUGUUGGUGAUUUUGGUCUCGCAAAGCUUUUAGACCAGAGAGAUUCACAUGUCACAACUGCAGUCCGAGGAACCAUUGGACAUAUUGCUCCUGAGUACCUUUCCACUGGACAGUCCUCUGAGAAAACUGAUGUUUUCGGAUUCGGAGUACUAAUUCUUGAACUCAUAACAGGUCAUAAGAUGAUUGAUCAAGGCAAUGGUCAAGUUCGAAAAGGAAUGAUUUUGAGUUGGGUAAGGACAUUGAAAGCAGAGAAGAGAUUUGCAGAGAUGGUAGACAGAGAUUUGAAGGGAGAGUUUGAUGAUUUGGUGUUGGAGGAAGUAGUGGAAUUGGCUCUGCUUUGUACACAGCCACAUCCGACUUUAAGACCGAGGAUGUCUCAAGUGUUAAAGGUUCUAGAAGGUUUAGUAGAACAGUGUGAAGGAGGGUAUGAAGCUAGAGGUCCAAGUGUCUCUAGGAACUACAGUAAUGGUCAUGAUGAUCAUUCUUUUAUUAUUGAAGCCAUUGAGCUCUCCGGACCACGAUGAAACUUAAAAAAAUGUAUUAACUUGGUUUUG